UUCCUAACCCCAGGCAGCUAAUGAUUGGGUUAUACCUUGAAGUUUGAGUCAGUCUGUGUUUGUAAAUAUUUUUGAAUGCUCUGGUCUCUCAUUUGUAGUAUGAAUUAAUUCUGUAAAUGUGACAUGGAAAAUAUCUUGUUUAAUAACCUAUUGGCGCAAAUACAUAUAGGAAAGGGCAUGUUUGCAUGAAACUCAGCUUUCAAACUCUCUGCAUUGACAGAAUAUUGUCAUCACAAAAGGUGCCAUCCGGGAACUUUUGUACAGAAGAGAAACCUUUUACUUCCCAGCUGUUGCUGUCUAGGCAUAUAUGUAGCAGUCCUUACACAGCUCGUCUUGCUUUCUGAAAUCUUAUCUUUUCAUUUUGCCUCUCUAGCCUACAAACAACGUGUCUAUCCUUGUGUCUGUUGCAGGCUACAAUGUGAAAUUAACUUUGUAGUCUUGUAUUUUGCAGCCUGCAGUAUGUGCGAACACAGAGAAACAAAGCAGCAGGAGGAAAUGUCAUAGAACACAGACAAGGAGCGUGGCAAAAGGCAGUCUUCCCCCUACCCCCCAAAUAGACAAAUGGAGAGCCACAAAGAACUAAUACAUGUAAUCCAGCCAUUCCAAUGCAGAAGCUGCAAGACAUUCAGAGAGCUAUGGAGCUGCUCUCUGCAUGCCAGGGACCAGCAAAAAACAUUGAUGAAGCAACCAAACGUAAAUACCAGUUUUGGGAUACGCAACCUGUACCCAAACUUAAUGAAGUUAUAACUUCUCAUGGUGCAAUUGAACCAGAUAAGGACAAUGUCCGCUUAGAACCAUACUCUUUGCCACAGGGUUUUAUGUGGGACACUUUGGACCUGAGCAAUGCUGAAGUUCUAAAGGAACUGUACACAUUAUUAAAUGAGAAUUACGUAGAAGAUGAUGAUAACAUGUUUAGGUUUGACUACUCACCUGAGUUUCUUAUGUGGGCACUACGUCCUCCAGGCUGGCUACCCCAAUGGCACUGUGGAGUUAGAGUAUCGUCAAACAAAAAAUUGGUAGGGUUCAUAAGCGCCAUCCCUGCACACAUUCGGAUUUAUGACAGUGUGAAGAAAAUGGUAGAAAUCAAUUUUCUUUGUGUCCACAAGAAAUUGAGAUCUAAACGAGUAGCACCUGUACUGAUUCGGGAAAUAACCAGAAGAGUAAACCUGGAAGGGAUUUUUCAGGCAGUUUACACUGCAGGAGUGGUACUCCCCAAGCCUGUGGCCACAUGCAGGUACUGGCAUCGAUCACUGAACCCCAGAAAAUUGGUAGAGGUGAAAUUUUCACAUUUGAGUAGAAAUAUGACUUUACAAAGAACAAUGAAGCUCUACAGACUUCCCGAUGCCACAAAGACUUCAGGUUUGAGACCAAUGGAACAAAAAGACAUUAAAGCAGUGCAAGAACUGAUCAACAGUUACUUGAAGCAAUUUAAUCUUGCUCCUGUAAUGGAUGAAGAAGAGGUAGCCCACUGGUUCCUGCCUCAGGAUCAUAUUAUUGACACCUUUGUAGUUGAGAGUUCAAAUGGUAUUUUAACCGAUUUCCUGAGUUUCUACACGUUACCUUCAACAGUUAUGCACCACCCUGUUCAUAAAAGCCUCAAAGCUGCCUAUUCCUUCUACAAUAUUCAUACAGAGACUCCUCUCUUGGAUUUAAUGAAUGAUGCACUCAUUAUAGCUAAAUUGGUAAGUAACUUACUUUCCCUGUCUACUUUUCUCAGAAAAGUAGGGUAAUUUAAAAAAAAAUGU
Messenger RNA from Chrysemys picta bellii (western painted turtle), 1745 nucleotides. Lineage: Eukaryota; Metazoa; Chordata; Testudines; Emydidae. The record is from RefSeq and is a predicted model, not a curated record.